AGCGCAGGGCCCCUAACAACCCACCGCCGUCCCAAAAGCGCACCCGUUGGUCGCCAUCGCCGCCCACCAUAAUUCCAACCCUUCCUUUCUCUUUCUUUAUAUGAAGAUCCAACUCCAUGAUAUUUCCAAGCCGUGACUUUGUUACCAUGAGCCGUUCCGAGAAGCAGCAGUCUGCGGCAAGCGCCAUCGCCGGCAAGAUGGCUCGAGCAUGCGACGGAUGCGUUCGCCGCCGAGCGCGCUGGUACUGUGCUGCCGAUGACGUUUUUCUAUGCCAGAGCUGCGACUCCUCCGUCCACUCUGCCAACCCCGUCGCCCGCCGCCACCAACGCGAUCGCCUCAAACCCGCUACCUCCUACUACUCGUCAUUUAUGGAAGCUAAAACCGAGGAGUUGAUCUUGGGGUGGCUCAAGCGCAAGGCGCGAACUCCGCGGCCUCGCCAGCAAACGAAGCCGGCGCAACCGCUGGCGCCGGACCUCCUAGAGAGUUCAACCGACGGGAACUGCAGCGAGGAGGAGCAGCUCCUCUAUUGUGUUCCAGUCUUUGAUCCCAUGCUCGCUGAGCUAUGCUCCCCACCCAGUCUAAAUGACUCGAAUUCAUCAGGUGAAGACACGAAGCUGGCGGUCGCGCAGUUGCCGGACAACGCUAUCACCUACAUCUCGCCCGUGGAUGCCACGGGGAGCGGGACUGUCGGGUUUGUCCCAUCGGACGAUGAGCUUGCGGAAUUCGCGACCAAAAUGGAGAGCCUCCUUGGUCGGGGGCUCGACAACAGCAAGAACUCGUCCGAGCACGGCACCAAGCCUGAGCUGGACAAUGAUAUGAAGAUGGCCACCUCGAGGGAGAGGCCGGACCUCAGUUUCAGUUGCCAGUCAAUGAAGAAGGGAGAGGAGGCCGAGGAGGGAGAGAAGGCGGGAUCCAGCAAGAAGGUUGCACUCAGGCUCGACUACGAGGCAAUCAUGGAGGCAUGGUCCAGUUCACCGUGGACUAAUGGAGAGCGGCCACAGUUUAACCUGAAUGUUUGCCGCUGGCCAGGCGACAUGGUACUUCACUUCUUCAGGUAUGUGGGUGGGAGAGGGAGGAGAAGAAGACAAGGGGGGAGGGCGGCAGGGAAGGGAGGCGAAGGUGACGAGGUAUAGGGAGAAGCGGAGGACGAGGAUGUUCGCGAAGAAGAUACGGUACGAGGUGCGGAGGCUGAACGCGGAGCAGCGGCCGCGGAUGAAGGGCCGCUUUGUGAAGCGGGCGUUCGUUACGCCGACACCGGCUUUUGCUGGACCGGCGUAAUAGUAAUUGCUAUCCCUAAAUGGAAUGGAAAGGGAGCUGAUCAGUUGCUGUCCCUGUUCACCCCUGUAAAAUAAUCCUACUUUUGUUUUUUUUUUCUUUUAACCUCUUCGGCAACUUUUGGUUUUUAUUUUUCACGUAAGUUCGUUAAAAAAAACCAAAAUGGAAAAAAGAAAAAGAACACUCUACAAUCCCGGCCAGCAAA
Phoenix dactylifera (date palm) is the source of this 1480-nucleotide messenger RNA. The record is from RefSeq and is a predicted model, not a curated record. NCBI's taxonomy places the organism in Eukaryota, Viridiplantae, Streptophyta, Magnoliopsida, Arecales, Arecaceae.